Molecule: messenger RNA, 453 nt
Organism: Rotaria socialis
Lineage: Eukaryota; Metazoa; Rotifera; Eurotatoria; Philodinida; Philodinidae
Source: the annotation of a GenBank genome assembly
AUGAAUUCAUCAAUGAAAUUUCUGCUCUUAUGUGUUGCGGUUGCGCUGCUUUGCAACAGUGUUCAAUCUCAUUCAUUACAACGGUAUUUUCCGAAACGUGAAGGCGAGAAGAAUCCUUUAUGUGAAUUCGUGAUUGCGAUUAUGGAUGGAAUCAUUCGAGGCGCAGAUCUCAAUUUAACACAUGAACAAGAAGCCUUAUUACCAAAGCACGGCGAUGUUGCACGUCGAUCUGAAUUUGAAGACGAGUGCAAAGCAGAACAAGAUGAGUGGUUGAAUUCAUUGGCGUCAUUUCUGAGCUCUCUAUCAGAAGAACAGCUGCAAAAGUUAGGUUAUGCCUUUAAUCAAUUUGCAAAUGACGCCAACAAAGCUCAAGAAGGAGUUGCAUUAGCUCGAGGAAUGUUAAAACGAGCAAUCAAAUUGCAACCAAGAAAUUUCAAUAAUUAUCGAUACUAA